GCGUGGUUGAGCUGUAGUGGGGCGGGAGGCGGGAAAGCUACGUUCGCCCAGCCGGAGCCUCGGAACCCCACGGAGACCCUGCGCCACCCUCCAGCGGCAAUGACGGCCACCAAGAGCGCGUCCAACGGGGACAUCGGGCCGGCGGCGCAGGCGGCGGUGAUGCCCGGGCGAGGCGCCCGCUGCUCCCGCGUGCGGGGCUGCCUGCGGGCCAACCUGCUGGUGCUGCUGACCGUGGCCGGCGUGGUGGCCGGCGUGGCGCUGGGGCUGGCGGUGCGGCGGCCGGGCGGGCUGGGCCCCGCGCAGAUGCAGCUCUUCGCCUUCCCGGGGGAGCUGCUGCUGCGCCUGCUGAAGAUGAUCAUCCUGCCGCUGGUGGUCUGCAGCCUGGUGGCCGGCGCGGCCAGCCUCGACCCCGCCGCCCUGGGCCGGCUGGGCGGCUGGGCGCUGCUCUUCUUCCUGCUGACCACGCUGCUGGCCUCCUCCAUCGGCGUGGCCCUGGCCUUCGCCAUCCGGCCCGGCGCCGGCACCACCGGCCUCACUAACUACGGCGACUCGGCCGGCGUGCCCCAGUCCAAGGAUGUGGUCGACUCCUUCCUCGACCUGGUCAGAAACAUUUUCCCUUCCAACUUGGUGUCCGCUGCAUUCCGAUCGUACUCAACCGGCUAUGAAACGAAGAACCGCACAGAUCUCGUCAUUGGGACAGCAGUUCUGAAUGAAACCAAAUCCAUGAAUGAGACAAUAUUGGUGCCCAGGGGCGAAGAGGUGGAGGGCAUGAACAUCCUCGGCCUGGUGGUCUUCGCCAUCGUCUUCGGAGUCGCCUUGCGGAAACUUGGGCCCGAAGGGGAGAACCUGAUCAAGUUCUUCAACUCCUUCAAUGAAGCCACCAUGAUCCUGGUUUCUUGGAUUAUGUGGUACGCCCCCGUGGGUAUCAUGUUUCUGGUGGCCGGCAAGAUUGUGGAGAUGGAAGACGUCGUCCUGCUCUUCACCAGCCUGGGCAAAUACAUCUGCUGCUGUCUGGUGGGUCACGCCAUCCACGGGCUGCUGGUUCUCCCGGGGAUCUACUUCGUCUUCACCCGCCGGAACCCCUACCGCUUCCUGUGGGGGAUCUUCACCCCCUUGGCCACAGCCUUUGGGACCUCCUCCAGCUCCGCCACGUUGCCCCUGAUGAUGAAGUGCGUGGAGGAGAACAAUGGAGUCUCCAAGCACAUCAGCCGUUUCAUCCUCCCCAUCGGGGCCACGGUCAACAUGGAUGGGGCGGCUCUCUUCCAGUGCGUGGCGGCCGUCUUCAUCGCCCAGCUCAACAACGUCUCACUCAACUUCGUCCAAGUCAUCACGAUCCUCAUCACGGCCACAGCCUCCAGCGUCGGAGCAGCUGGGAUUCCCGCAGGAGGGGUCCUCACCCUGGCCAUCAUCCUGGAGGCUAUCAGCUUGCCCACCAACAACAUCUCGCUCAUCCUGGCGGUGGAUUGGCUGGUAGACCGGACGUGUACUGUCCUGAACGUGGAGGGCGAUGCCUUCGGCGCGGGGCUCCUACAGGUGUACUCGGAGAAGAAAAUGGGCAGGACGGAGGACGAUGACCUGGUGGAGGUUAAGACGCUGGCCGUGGAGGCCAGCAAGCCCAAGUGGGUAGAGGAGGGGUCCCCGCUGAUUAAGCAGAACGGCCCAACCCAUUUGGAGGAUAGCAAACCUUGCGAAAAAGAAUCCGUGAUGUGACUGAACUACUCCAAAGCCGAACUUUAGAACUUUUCUCCAAAAAAAGAACUUUAAAAGACAUAAUUUUUCCUUUUUUUCAAGAUCAGAAUUUCCCAUCCAGGGGGAGAUUUAAUGACCAGGAGGUUUUUUUUGUCUACCAAGAAUCUGUUUAAAACACAGCCUUUCUCCCCCCCCCCCCCCCGCCAUUGUUUCUUCUUUGAACUUCACGCAUUUCGUACCUUUGGAAAGUUCAAUGCCAACGAACGCCGUAGGAUCAUCGCUCCAUUUUUCCCAAAAUUUUCUCCGUAGUUCUGGUGGCGCUUAAGAAAACGUCCAGUGUGCAAGGCGAGAAGUUCUCUUUGGCGACCUACAGUUAAAAAGGGGGGGGGGGAAAUAAUCAUCGUAGGAAUUGACGUAUCGAGAUCACUCAAUCAUCCUUUUGUUUUUUCUUCUCUUUUGUGUGCAAUUUUCUCUGCAUUUAUUUUUAUAUAUUUUGGACCAAGCCAGCAGAAAGAGUCUUUAGUCUUAUCAUUUUUUUUUUCUUGUUUGUUUCCCUUCCAUUCUUUACUUGACGUUCUCUGGCCUGUUAAGCCAGAAGGACAAGAAACGCACCAGGUUAAAUCUUAACUGCGUGGGGUUUUUUUUUUUUUUUUU
Molecule: messenger RNA, 2343 nt
Organism: Crotalus tigris (Tiger rattlesnake)
Lineage: Eukaryota; Metazoa; Chordata; Lepidosauria; Squamata; Viperidae
Gene: SLC1A5
Product: solute carrier family 1 member 5
Exons: 8
Coding region: 100-1710 (536 amino acids)
Biological process (GO): L-aspartate import across plasma membrane
Cellular component (GO): plasma membrane
Molecular function (GO): neutral L-amino acid transmembrane transporter activity; symporter activity; L-aspartate transmembrane transporter activity
Source: RefSeq, a predicted model, not a curated record